AAGUUGAUAUAUAGUCCACUUAUUUUGAAGACGGCCAGAAAACAAAGUCAUACACUUCUCCACGCAUGCCAUGACAUGGUUCAAGUUCAAUCCAGCUAUAUAUAUAUAUAUAUAAGAAUUUAGAGAUGGUAAUACUCACACUUCCCCACCACACUCUGACUUCUUCAUUAUAUCACAGGACAAUACAACAAGGACACACCCUUUCUCUUACCUUCUAAUUUCAAUUAAAAUUUGAAAGCUCAAGUUGAAAGCAAACCAAACCUGAACUCACCAAUAACACCACACACCACAGCACAAUCAAACAUGGCCUUCUUCUCCCCCCUUAUUCUGCUUCUUCCUUCUCUUACAAUUACCCUUCUCAUUAUUCUCCUCCAAAUCCAGACAAGGGCCUCUUCUCUCUCAUCUUCCCCACAAAAUCUCCUCGUUUUGCCUUUAAAAACCCAGACACUCCCACAUGGCUAUGUCUCGGUUCAAAGGCCUUCUUCACGUAGGCUCUCUUUCCAUCACAACGUAACCUUAACAGUUUCACUAACCGUAGGGUCGCCCCCACAAAGCGUUACCAUGGUCCUCGACACAGGGAGUGAACUCUCAUGGCUACACUGCAAAAAGUUCCCAAAUUUAAACAACCCCAUUUUCAACCCACUCCUUUCUUCCUCAUACACCCCCACACCAUGCACCUCACCCGUUUGCAAAACCCGGACCCGGGAUUUCUCCAUACCCGUUUCUUGUGACCCGAGGAAACUCUGCCAUGCCACCGUCUCCUACGCCGACGCCACCUCCAUCGAAGGCAACCUCGCCGCCGACACAUUCUUCAUCGGUGGGUCGGGUCAACCCGGAACCAUAUUCGGAUGCAUGGAUUCCGGGUUUAGCUCCAAUACCAACGAGGACUCCAAAACAACCGGGUUAAUGGGCCUGAACCGCGGGUCACUCUCGUUCGUGACCCAAAUGGGCCUUCCCAAAUUCUCGUACUGCAUCUCCGGCCACGACUCCUCCGGCGUGUUGCUCUUCGGCGACGCCACGUUCUCAUGGGUUGGACCCUUGAAGUACACGCCACUCGUCAAAAUCAACACCCCAUUACCCUACUUCGACCGGGUCGCAUACACGGUCCGGCUGGAGGGAAUUCGGGUCGGGUCAAAACAACUACAGGUACCUAAGUCGAUUUUCGCGCCUGAUCAUACAGGUGCGGGUCAAACCAUGGUGGAUUCGGGUACCCAGUUCACGUUUCUUCUCGGACCGGUUUACACCGCUUUGAGGAACGAGUUCGCGGCACAAACGAAAGGGGUGCUGACCCUUUUGGAGGAUCCGAAUUUCGUGUUUCAGGGAGCGAUGGAUUUGUGUUUUCGGGUGAAGUCGGGUCUCCCGGCGUUACCGGCGGUGACGUUGGUGUUUGAUGGGGCGGAGAUGAGUGUUUCCGGUGAGAGGUUGUUAUAUCGGGUGGAUGACGUGGCAAAGGGCGGUAGUAAUAGUGUGUAUUGUUUCACGUUUGGGAACUCAGACUUGUUGGGAAUAGAGGCAUAUGUUAUUGGGCAUCAUCAACAGCAGAACGUGUGGAUGGAGUUUGAUUUGGUCAACUCUAGAGUUGGAUUUGCUGACACUAAGUGUGAACUUGCUAGUCAACGACUAGGUUUGGGUCCUUUUUAG
Molecule: messenger RNA, 1641 nt
Organism: Abrus precatorius (Indian licorice)
Lineage: Eukaryota; Viridiplantae; Streptophyta; Magnoliopsida; Fabales; Fabaceae
Product: aspartic proteinase PCS1-like
Exons: 1
Coding region: 304-1641 (445 amino acids)
Biological process (GO): proteolysis
Molecular function (GO): aspartic-type endopeptidase activity
Source: RefSeq, a predicted model, not a curated record